Molecule: messenger RNA, 6228 nt
Organism: Labrus bergylta (ballan wrasse)
Lineage: Eukaryota; Metazoa; Chordata; Actinopteri; Labriformes; Labridae
Source: RefSeq, a predicted model, not a curated record
GAAAUACUACUACAGCAACCGCUUUAUGUAGCAGAGAGCCUUUAACACUGUCCUGACAUUUCAUGUAGCAACUGAUUGCUUCAUAUCACUGCACAUGUGUGUGCUUUUGCAUGCAUUUGAUUGAUAGUUGUCCUAUUGCUGCAAGAAAGGAUUUCCUGGCAUGCAUGUUCCAGCUACAAAGUCCCUUUGCGCCGCUAUUACCGUACUUACGGUAGCUUAAUUUGCGAUGGGAGGGAUCAGAGGGCCCCCAUACCUCUCUCAUUGUCACUCCGGCUCCCUUCACACACAAGGGUAUUAGUGCCGCUCAGCAGCCUAAAGCUCCAGAAGCCGCUGCCUUGCCCUCCCCUUGAGCCCUCUUCACGUACAAGAAGCUGGAGUAACUGCCCGUCCCCACCAGGUCUGAGCAGACCCCUGAUCCCGGCUCCUUUCAUCCCGACGUGAAGGCAGCUCUCUGAGGUGACGCGUCCCCUCCCCGGCGUCCCAGCAGGCAGGCAUGGCAGACGGUCGACAGCCAGACGAGCACUGGGCCUCAAACGGCCAGGAGAACGGCGAGAAUGGCUACUCCGCCUACAGCUCUGCGUACAGGGAGAACGGAUACCACGGCGGGGCAGCUGCACACCCUGGAACGACAGUGGAUGACUCAGCCAAUUUGCCUCCCUCCCCUCCCCCUUCUCCAUCCGCUGAGCAGAUUGGGCCUGUGGCACAAGACCAGCCAGAAGAACAUGUCAGUAAGGCCUCGUGUGAGUCUGCUGUGAAAGAAGAGGAAACUCAAGAGGCAUCCAUUCGUCAGGAGUGUACAGUUGCAACAGCUGAGGGAGAAGAUGUUGCCUCGAUUGAACCUCACUCCACAUCAAUAAAAGACAAAGAGCUCUCUGAAACCUCCUCAAUUGAGAAGGGUACCCAAGAGGAAAAGGAUAUAGUAGAAGAGUCUGCAAUGACUCACUCGCUUAUGGAGUCUGAAGCAAAAGAAACAAAACAACCUUCACUUGCAGAAACGUUGCCUAGCUGUGAGGAGGAAGAAAGUGAGGAUAACAUCCUAACAAGCAAAUCAGAAACUUGUGAAAUCAAAGAAUUAGCAGGGACAAUAAAUAAGGAAUGUCAAGAUAGCAGCAUGGACAAUACGUUGGAUAAGCCACCAGUGACUGACAUUUGUAAGCAAGAUAGCAUCAAAGCAGGUCCAGAACUACUUACAGAGGUCAAAGACUCAUCAGCACCCGAAACUGGCGCAAAAUCCUACUUUGAGACAUCAAAAACCCAUGAAGAAGAUUCUUCACAAGCCCAGAGCUAUUACGAACUCAGCACAGCGACAGAGACACACUUAACAGGUGAAAUCAAGAGCAAUUUGCAGAAGCCUGAGGAAAAGCAGGAGGCGAUUCAAAAAACAACUUCUGGUGAGAUGACAUUGGAACAAAGUAUUUCCUUAAACAUUAGCGUUGGGUCUUCGGCAGGGCUCACGGUGAAGGGAGAGAAGACAAAAGCCCUUUCAGAAGGUCCAGUUAGUGGAAGUUUUGAUGAACCUGAGGUAUACCCUUCGACACCAUCAGUGGAAAGCCAAUGUCAGUUUCCUCCAUCUGUUACCAUAACACAAACUACCACUGAGUCCUUUGAAGAUGUAUCCAACAACGAAGAAAAUACUUCUAUUUCUAGAUUUGAACGUACGGGCAGCCUCUCUGAGAUGUUGGACCUGGCUGGAGCCCUUCCGUCAAUUGAGAGGAAGGAGCUUGAUCACAUGAGACGAAAGUCCAUGCCUUGCAAUGUCUCCGCUUUGGUAGAGAGAUCUUUGGCCAAGCUUGCCUUGGGGGAUCAAACCUCGGAAGAGGUAGGAGAGGAAAGCCAGCUAGAGGAACUGGGCUAUUGUGUCUUCAAUGAGUACUCAGGGCCUAUGCCUUCUCCAGCUGAUGUACCAAGUCCAGGAGACUCCCCGCACCAGCGUUUUCCCUCUGUAGAGAGUGAGGUCGAGGAGGAACUUGGCACAAAAGUAGUUGAGGAUGUUCAAAAGGCAGAGCAACAAGAAGAUCAUAAAGGAACUGUCCCUGAGAUUGCUCAAAAAAUAGUGCUUGAAAAGAGAGAUACACCAGUAAAGUCUUCCUUGAUUCUUGAAAGAGCUGUGCCAAGCGGAAUAAAACCUGAUCGCCUAAGAAUACCGAUGACUUCUACAAAAGACAGACUGACUGAGUUUCGUUUGGAGACAGGCCUACCUGGUGACAUACAGAUCCAAGCAAUCCCUGAGGUAGAUGUUGAAAAAGACCCCUCGAGAGAGGCAUCUCCUAUCCCACCAGACAUCUCCUUUACUUUCAGUUCUUUGGAAACUGGAAUCAGAACUCCAACACCCAGAUCCCCAGAUGAUACAAAAUCAGAAACCCAAGCCACUGAACUGAAGCCAAGGAAAGAUGACUUACCAGAGGACCAGGGAAAGAACGAGCCAGAGUCUGAGGGGACUGAUCAUAGAGCCACCAAGUUAGAAAUGGAAUUGGAGAAAUCUGUAUGGAAGGAAUUGAAGGAAACCAGUGAGGACCAAGAAAUGGAAAACCAAAACAUACCUUUACCAUAUCGGUCUUCAGUAGAGGGCACAGAAACAGGUGACGGUGGGAUACCUGUGAGAUUGGAUGGAAAAGAAAAGCAAGAAACCCCCACAGCUGGUCAGGAUUUAAGCACUGAAAAGCCCUUUGAAGAUAAAUUGAAGUUACCAAAAGAUAAAAGUUCACCAAAGCUAACAAUAUCCUCCCCAAUUAUCAUCAUACCACAAGCCCAAGUAGAAGAAGAAGAAGAAGCAGAUGAAGACGAUGAUAUUGAGAUUGCUGAAGAGCCUCAAGAGAUGAUGGAGGAACCUGAAGUGCCUGUGCUCUCCAAGAAAGAUAAAGCAAUAGGAGAUAUUGGGACGGUAGAGCAAAAGACAGUACAGGUAACGCUGAUGGUAGAGGAUCAGCUGGUGGAUGAAGAUCCAAAGUCUGGAGCAGAAGAAUGGAGUCAUAGUGCCCACAACAGUGAUGGGGAGCCUGCCACGGACAGUUCACACCUGUCUCCAUGCUCAGAGCAUGAUCAAGCAGUUGAAGGUGGUAGAGAAGAUGGAAUGCAGGAGGCUAAAGUAGCACAUAUAAGUAAGGAUGAACAGAGUGAAGAUAAGGUUCAGUUGGUAGAAAAGGACCAACUACUUGGGGAAGAAGUGGAGGAAGUUUGUUCCGAUAAGGUACUUGAAGAGAGAGAGUUCAAAACCAAAGAAGAUGGUAACAGGGAAGAGAGGUUGGGUAAGGAUGGGGAGGAGAAAGACAUUGAGAUUGGUCAGGAAGUGGAGGAGACCUCAGACGUUUCCUGCCAAGUGGCUAACGAUGAAACCACUAUGGACGUCUCCAUCCUAGAUACAGACAGUGGCUGGAUUGACUCACAAGAUGAUGACAAAAGUAUCGUGACAGAGCAAAUCGAAGCCCUUCCUCAGAUCCAGAGUCCUACCAUUGCACCUGUGGUGGACAAACCCGCUAAACGGGCCCCUGGCAGAGGAAGGGGCCGUCCUGGUGUUACUGAGGGUAAAGUGUUUCGAAAAGGACCCAGCCAACGUCCACCAAGAGAGGAGAUCAAGAAGAAAAAAGUAGUCGUGAGGAGGGUUGACCAGAAUAAGGUGUUAGCCCUCCAAAGUCGUUCUCCAUCUCGAAAGAGUGUAGCCAAAGUGGCGGCCAGACAUCCUAGGCCUGCUCUGCUUCACGGCUCUGCUAGACGCAAGGCCACAGGUAUGGAAAGCCAUCAGCCCCUCAGCGUGGCCCACCAGUCCAGGGAGAGGACCACUGAGAGAGCAUACCGCAGCCCCGAGAAAAGGUCGUCCCUGCCCAGGCCUGCCAAGUCUCUGACGCGCCACAUCCCUGCUGCUGAACAGGACGACAACAGCACCCCCUCCAGGCCAACCUCGUUCCAGUCCAGAGCGGACAACAGGUCUGGAAGAGCCACAGGCACAGAAUCGGCUCGUUCCCGAUCGGUCCGCAGCGGCGCCUCCACCCCUGGCUCCACCGCCGUCACACCCGGCACACCCCCAAGUUACUCCUGCCGCACUCCUGGCUCACGCACCCCCGGCAGCCACACGCCCAAGUCCUUCAGCGUCCUCCAGGAGAAGAAGGUGGCGGUGAUCCGAACCCCGCCGAAGUCCCCGUCCUCCGCCCAGCGGCAGCUGAAGGUCCUCAAUCAGCCCCUGCCUGACCUGAAGAAUGUAAAGUCCAAGAUCGGGUCGACAUCCAACCUCAAGCACCAGCCAAAAGGCGGACAGGUCAUGAUCCCGAGUGUCAAACUGGACUUCAGCCACGUUCAGGCUAAGUGUGGCUCCCUGGACAAGAUCCAGCAUGCGGCGGGAGGCGGAAACAUCCAAAUCCAGACCAAGAAGAUCGACUUGAGCCACGUCACCGCCAAAUGUGGCUCCAUGUCCAACAUCCGCCACAGACCAGGCGGAGGCAACGUGCGCAUUGAGAAUGUGAAGCUGGACUUUAAAGACAAGGCCCAGCCCAAGAUCGGCUCCCUGGGCAACACCAGCCACACUCCUGGAGGCGGGAACGUCAUGAUCGAGAGCCACAAACUGUCUUUCCGUGAAACAGCCAAAGCUCGGGUGGAUCACGGCGCGGAAAUCAUCGUCACCCACUCCCCCGGCGUCGAGACGGGUGGCACCUCCCCUCGUCUGUCCUCCACCGGCAGCAUCAACCUGGAGUCACCGCAGCUCUCCACGCUGGCCCAGGAUGUCACCGCCGCCCUCGCCAAACAGGGCUUAUGAGCUGUCUGCUUCGGCCCCUUCCCCCCCUUUAAAAAAAAUCCACACCAUCACUUCUCCUCCUCCUAUCAUUCACUCAUCCAGUGUUCUCCCACGGUCCUUAAAUGCAACAUGACACCUACUCUCGAUCCCACAGUUGUAGUUGAUCGACUUUCUCGUCCAUCAACGGCUUUUCCAUUCCUUCCAGCAAGAUUUUAGAAACGGAAUCAUUCUCCAUUCACUCCCUUAAAAAAAAAAAAGAAAAUGCCCAGCCACUCCUUUAUUUCUUUUUAAUUAUUUCUUUCCACUGAAAUAUGGGAUUUUUUUGUUUUGUCCUUCCUAGCUUGAUUGUAAGGAUGUUACGAUUUGAGUGGGUGUUUCUGUCUGAGAAGGCAUUGAGCGGUUUUUACGAUUGUACAGUGUUUUUUUUUUUUGUUUUUGUAGCUUGUAAAGCAUCACGUCCCACUCCAAUAAAAUCAACUCAUAUAUUAUCUCCAUCCAGAAUUUAAAGGAUGCAAGAUACAGCGUCUUAAAGCUACAACCGCGCGAGUGGACAUGCCGUGUUUCUGCUCCUGCAGAAGAAUGGCUGAUUAGCAUGUAUGCUAAUGUGACGACAUGAAUUCUGUUGGUUGGUUGGUUCAUGAUUUUCUGAUAUGUGCUGAAUUGUUGGACAAAUUGUGUUUUCUUUUUAUAUAUAUGUCACUGUAGUGGAAGUUGUUACAGUUUUUUGUACAUUCCCUGUGGCUGCACUGGCUUAUUAGCACGUAAGCUAAUGCAGUUGUGUUGCUAAAAGGCUAGCUUUUCAAUAGUUCUUGUUAAUGCAAACCAAUUGGCUGCUCUGUUUGUUCGGUUUCUACAUUAGCUCUGUGAUUUUAUUAGGCUACAACGAUGCUGUUAUGCUGGCAUGGCAAAUACAUGAUACAUAAAUUAGAUCUAUUUGGAGCACUCUUAAACUUUUAAGCCUGAGUGGAUGCAUUUUAGUUUUCAAGGUCAGAUACACAGAUUCCCUAAAAGGCUCUGUGACAUUUUUCUUCUUUUUUUUGCAGAGUUGUGCAAUGUUUCUUUGAACGGGCGACUAAGCCAAAAGUUAAGUUUAAAAAGUGGAAGCUUUAUAUGAAAACAUUCCAGUGAAAGAGCAGCUACCUGGCCCUUUUUUGUAGGACAAAACUUUUCUGGAAGUGAAAGCAGAAAUCACCCUCAACCUGCAGCUGUUAGAAAUCCUAUUAAAGAUGUUAAAUAAAAAAAAAACAACUAAUUUCUCUGCUCACCAUUGUACAACUCCUCUGCCUCCCCGUCCACCUCCCCUGAUGUCGGUUAUACCUCUAGUGUUUUCUGUGCUUCCUAUACGCUCGCCUCCCUCCUCCUCCCCCCCCCCCAGUCCUACAUUUUGCCUGUGUAAGUGUAUUUAAAAGACCUUGUAGAUGUGUGCACACUUUUCCGAUGUUUGAGACAUACUGAUGACAAAUGCUCCUACAGGAUGAAACAGAAAUAAAGAAAAUAAAAACUGA